UGGAAGGUCGGGACUCAAUGAUGCAGUUAGCAGAGCGGUGUUUCCCCCCUGCCACGAACCUGCCCAAGACCUUCUACAACAGCCUGUCAGCCUCGCCAGACAGCCGGAGCCCGGCGCCCCCGCACCUCGACUUCCCGGAGACUGGCCGCGGCGAACCGGUGCAGGAGAACGCCGAGCUCCCCAAGAAGUUCUCCGGCGCCGGCAUGUUGACCGAGAACGAGAGCCACGCGUUCGGCGCUUCCAAAGGCGCGGCGGCGGCGGUGGACCGGACCAAGGGUUCCCCGGCGGCGGCGGCGGCCGACGAGGACUUGGCCGAAGUUCGCUACAGUCUGGACGGCCUGGGGGCCGAGAGAUAUUUCCUGGCCACGCAGAACCUGAGCCCCGGGCAUCACCAACAGCAGCAGCCGCCGCAGCCGCCGCAGCAAGCGGGCUCCGGCGGUGGAGCGCUCCUUCCCUACCCGGCUCAGCACCCGCCAGCCUUCCCCGUCAACGGUGCCAGCCGCUACCUGGGUCCUCACCCCGUGCUGACCAACGGCACCUACAACCCGAUCCUAACCCCGGCCGGAGCGCAGGCAUUCCCCCCAUCGGCGUAUCCAACUUACCCCGGGUCAGGGCGUUCUCAGUACGCGCACGGUUACCAGGGCGGCCCGUUGUACUCCCAGUACCAACCGAGUAUCCCGCACCCGACCCGGGCACAGGUCUACCUCUGCAACCGGGCACUUUGGCUCAAAUUUCACCGGCACCAGACUGAGAUGAUCAUCACCAAACAGGGCAGGCGUAUGUUCCCCUUCCUGAGUUUCAAUAUCUCUGCCCUGAACCCGACGUCCCACUACAACGUGUUUGUGGAGAUUGUGCUGUCGGAUCCCAAUCACUGGCGAUUUCAAGGGGGAAAGUGGGUGACUUGCGGGAAAGCUGACAACAAUAUUCAAGGUAACAGAGCUUAUGUCCACCCUGAGUCUCCAAACACUGGGGCUCACUGGAUGAGGCAAGAGAUUUCCUUCGGGAAACUUAAGCUGACCAACAACAAGGGUGCAACUAACAACAGCACUCAGAUGGUGGUGUUGCAAUCCUUACAUAAAUACCAACCACAACUUCAUAUAGUGGAGGUGAAUGAAGAUGGCGCAGAAGAUAUCACUGACUCCUCGAAAACUCAGACUUACACCUUCCCAGAAACUCAGUUCAUUGCAGUGACUGCCUAUCAGAACACUGAUAUCACACAGCUCAAAAUUGAUCACAAUCCAUUUGCCAAAGGUUUUCGAGACAACUAUGAUUCUAUGUUCACUGCUCCAGAGAAUGAUCGAUUGACCCCGUCACCCACGGACUCUCCUCGAUCCCAUCAGAUCGUACCUGGAGCCCGUUACACCAUGCAGCCUUUCUUCCAGGAUCAAUUUGCCAACAGCAUACCGUCAGCCCGGUUCUACAACGGUGAACGAACAGUCCCCCAAACAAGUGGCAUCCUGUCCCCUCAACCAACUGAGGAAUCAGGCAACCCACCUCAGAGAUGGUUUGUCACGUCUGUACAGCAGCCUGGGACCAACAGGUUGGACUUUACCUCUUACGAUGCAGAUUAUGCCACAAAUGCUUUGCUGCCCUAUGGUCUCAAACCUCUGCCCAUACAGUCUACGCAUUCUCUGAGCUACUAUCCUGACCCAACAUUUGCUUGGGGCUCCAGGAGUUCCCAGUACCAGAGAAAGAUAGCCUCUGGGUUAACAUGGUCCUCCAGGACAAGCCCUUCUGCUUUCCCAGAAGACCAAGUGUUGUCCACUGAGGAAAAGUCAAGAGAAGAAGCCAACUCGCCCUGGAUUGAAACCCCUCCAUCCAUCAAAUCCAUGGACUCUGACUCGGGACUAUAUGAAAAUGCCUGCAAAAGAAGAAGGGUCUCAGCUGGCAACUCCAGCACUGAGAGCUCCCCAACAAUCAAAUGUGAGACAAUUACUCCGAAAGAGUAUAGCAAAGAUGGUACAAAAGCGAUGGGCUAUUAUACUUUCUACACCAGUCCUUAGAAGUAUUUCUGUGGUUUGUAUGUAUAUACCCAAUCCAUUUGCCAAAUGUCAAGAUGGUCUUAUGUGUGCCAAAAAAACUGAAGUUUCCUUCCAUCUUUAGGAACUGACUUUGUACAGUCUAUUAGAGUGCAAUCCAAUUUUUAAGAAGGUGCCAAAGCUUUCUGAUGCUAUAAGCAACAAGAUGGACAUGUUCUAGCUAAGCCUGUUCUCAAUGUUAUGUCCCAUAAUAUAUAGUAUUAAUUUUAGAAGGAAUUUCUGGGGGAGGGGGUGGGAUUUAAAUCCCUGAUUAACUUUUAUCAUAUGUGGUUUUAUUUAUUUGAAGAUACAUUGAUGUACAGUUCCUGUUCUGUAUAAUCCACUUGUAGAAUAGGUGCAGUAUAAUGUAAAAGAAAAUGACCAGUGUUAGUUCAAUGAGUAAGAACCAGUCCAUCAAUGUGUACAGAUUAAGCAAAAACAGCUCGUUUCAAGCAUUACAUUUUUCAAAAGCAAUAAAAUAAGACUGUGGAUUUCAAUAUUCCAAGGGGUGCUGUGAGUAGGGAACCAUGUACCUGUAGAGUCUUGAUAAAUGCAUAACUAACGCACUUAAUUUUAGCCACUUCCCAUGUGUUGUUCACUUACCAGAAUUAGAAUCGUGUAAAACUUAUUGGCAGAUUAGUUAUGUGUUUUUCAGGCUUCAGGUGG
Molecule: messenger RNA, 2684 nt
Organism: Pristis pectinata (smalltooth sawfish)
Lineage: Eukaryota; Metazoa; Chordata; Chondrichthyes; Rhinopristiformes; Pristidae
Gene: eomesb
Product: eomesodermin homolog b
Exons: 6
Coding region: 18-2003 (661 amino acids)
Biological process (GO): endodermal cell fate specification; mesoderm formation; regulation of transcription by RNA polymerase II
Cellular component (GO): nucleus
Molecular function (GO): DNA-binding transcription factor activity, RNA polymerase II-specific; RNA polymerase II cis-regulatory region sequence-specific DNA binding
Source: RefSeq, a predicted model, not a curated record